AUGGAUUCGGAUACGGAGUCGAAGCUCAUAUCACUUAUUACUCGCCUAAUCUCGCGCGAGGACAGCAUGGAUUCGGAUUUUGAGUCGCCGUGGGUCACGGUCUUGCAUUCAAAGGUCCCAUCGUAUAUUAUUCAAAUAAUCUCUCUGCUCGGGUCAAUGGAUCUGGAUCCGCAGCUCAAGCCGGAGUCGUCGGAGCUUAUGUCACUCGUUACUGAAGCAAUCUCUAUCUUCAACUCUAUGGAUUUGGAUUCCCAGCCGAAGUCUCUGUCGGAUCUCAUAUCACUCCUUUCUCCAAUAAUCUCUCCGGUCAACUCUAUAGACUCUGACCAGAUGCAUGAUGAGAUCAUCUCACUCAUUGAUCGAACAUUGUUCGUCGAGCCGGAGCUGAAGCUCUUAUCACUCAUCUAUCAAAUAUUCUCUCUCGUCAUCUCUAUGAAUUCAAAGUGGGAGAAACUUAUUUCCUUAUCCCCUCAAACACAUAUACGUUGGCAACAAGGAAAAUUUCAUAUGGAUAUGUUGGAUACAGAAGUCACUCGGCACCACCGUAAUAAGUGGAACUGUUUCCCUUUAAACUGGGAGAAAUUCAGAUUAACUGGAGAAGAUGCUACCCAUGUUCUCUGCCUAGGUUGCUUUGGCCAGAACCAUGAAGAAUAUAACAAGGCCCCCGUUGAGAUGCAACACACUCUUCAUCGAAAACAACCACUUCAGCUUGUCUUAUUGAGUAACUUUUGUUUAAAGAAGGAAUGCUAUUGCUGUGAUGAAUAUCUGAGAGGGGUACUUCUUUUUUGCUCGACUUGCGGUUUUGCUAUGAAUUUGGGCUGUGUGGGGAAACAACAUGUGUUAUCUAUAUACCAUCCUAAGUGGCAUGAGCAUCCACUUGCUUUGUUUCCAAGGCAGACCUCGUUAACUUGUAACCUAUGUGCCUUGGCAGAGCCAAGCUCCCCUCUCUAUAUGUGUCCUUCUUGUGACUUUGUAGUCCAUCUAAGAUGUACCAACGUACCACGUGUCAUAAGGAUAUGUCGCCAUCCCCACCGUAUCUCUUUUACCCAUUCUCUUGACCAAGGUGAUUGUUCUUGUAGUGUUUGCCGCACAAAUAUCGACAAACACUAUGGGUGCUAUUCUUGCGUCAAGGACGGUUGUUCGUAUGUGGCUCAUUCAAGAUGUGCUACGCAGAGCAAUGUGUGGGAUGAUAAAGAACUUGAGGGAGAGCUAGAAGAAGCUGAAGAAGAAGUAGCUGAGCCGUUUGUAAAGAUAAGGGAAGGGGUCAUACAACAUUUCAGCCAUCAAGAACAUCAUUUGACACUUGAUACGAACACGUGCAAAGAUUACGACGACAGUAAGCUGUGUCAAGCAUGCAUUUCACCGAUCUAUUUCGGUAACUUCUACUCAUGUAUGCAAUGUGAUUUCAUUCUCCACGAAGAAUGUGCAAAUCUUUCUCGCAAAAUACAUCACCCAAUACAUCCACAUCUGCUCACACUAAGGGGAGAAUAUAACAAUGUUAUAAAUUUUCAUAAGAAUGCAUGUACAGCUUGUUCUUUGGUGUGUAAAGGUUGUUUUCUUCUAUACGUGCGGUGA
This is a messenger RNA of Microthlaspi erraticum, 1575 nucleotides long. The record is from the annotation of a GenBank genome assembly. NCBI's taxonomy places the organism in Eukaryota, Viridiplantae, Streptophyta, Magnoliopsida, Brassicales, Brassicaceae.